This is a messenger RNA of Ochotona curzoniae (black-lipped pika), 2953 nucleotides long. It is a transcript of the gene SEMA3F, whose product is annotated as semaphorin 3F. Gene Ontology annotation, molecular function: semaphorin receptor binding; chemorepellent activity. Lineage: Eukaryota; Metazoa; Chordata; Mammalia; Lagomorpha; Ochotonidae. Gene Ontology annotation, biological process: semaphorin-plexin signaling pathway; negative chemotaxis; neural crest cell migration. Bases 588 to 2849 code for a protein of 753 amino acids. The transcript has 18 exons. The record is from RefSeq and is a predicted model, not a curated record.
AGCGCCCUGUCCCGCCGGCGGCCGCGAGACCAGAGCAGCUAGCGAGCCGGCCGCGGCGGUCCAGCGGUCCCCGAGCGCAGCGUAGGGCCAGGGCGCGCCGCGAGGAACGGUGCAGCUCGGCGAGGCCGCCCGGCCCCGCUCCGGCAAGGCAGGCGAGCGCAGCGCCACCGGGCCGAGGCGAGCGCAGCGCCCCGAAGCCGAGCGCGCACCGCCGCCCGCGCCCCGCGCAGGGGAAUGCGCCCUCGGUGCGCCGGCCAGGGGGCGCCCGCAGCCCGCCCCGGGGGAGGCGGCCCCGUGCUCCCCUGAUCCUUCCCAUGGCCCGGGCUGGGGCCCGGGGCCUCGGUUGCUGACGUGCCCGAAGCCCACGGAACCGGUUAAGCCGCGGCUGCGGCGCCGAGCCCAGCUGAGGCGCAGCAGCGGGAGGGCGCGGGCAGGGCCAUGGCCCCGGGGGGCCUCUAGCGCCGGUCUGCCCAGUGGGAACUGCUCCUCCGCCACCGCCGCCUCUGCCCGGGCACUCAGGCCCGGUCGCCGCGGAAGAGGUGUCCACAGAGCUGAACCUGCUUCCUGGGCCCUAGGCCCCUCCCACAAUGCCUGUCGCUGACCUCCUCCUCUGGGCUUUGCUACUCACGGCCUGGCCAGCUGCCCCCACCCAGGACUACCUCCCGGCCACACCCCGAGUCCGGCUCUCCUUCAAAGAGCUUAAGGCCACAGGCACGGCCCACUUCUUUAACUUCCUGCUCAACACCACCGACUACCGAAUCCUGCUCAAGGACGAGGACCACGACCGCAUGUACGUGGGCAGCAAGGACUACGUGCUGUCCCUGGACCUACACGACAUUAACCGCGAGCCCCUGAUUAUCCACUGGGCAGCCUCACCACAGCGCAUCGAGGAGUGCGUGCUAUCAGGCAAGGAUGGCAACGGUGAGUGCGGAAACUUCAUCAGGCUCAUCCAGCCCUGGAACCGAACACACUUGUAUGUGUGUGGUACGGGUGCCUACAACCCAGUGUGCACCUAUGUGAACCGUGGCCGUCGUGCCCAGGAUUACAUCUUCUACCUGGAGCCUGAACGACUCGAGUCAGGGAAGGGCAAGUGUCCAUACGACCCCAAGCUGGACACGGCCUCUGCCCUCAUCAAUGAGGAACUCUAUGCCGGCGUGUACAUCGACUUCAUGGGAACAGAUGCCGCCAUCUUCCGCACGCUCGGAAAACAGACAGCCAUGCGCACAGAUCAGUACAACUCUCGAUGGCUCAAUGACCCAUCCUUCAUCCAUGCCGAGCUGAUUCCUGACAGCGCCGAGCGCAACGAUGACAAACUUUACUUUUUCUUUCGCGAGCGCUCAGCAGAGGCACCGCAGAUGCCGGCAGUGUACGCACGUAUUGGGCGGAUCUGCCUGAAUGAUGAUGGCGGCCACUGCUGCCUAGUGAACAAGUGGAGCACCUUCUUGAAGGCGCGUCUCGUCUGCUCCGUGCCUGGUGACGACGGCAUCGAGACGCACUUCGACGAGCUCCAGGACGUGUUUGUCCAGCAGACUCAAGAUGUGAGGAACCCGGUCAUCUAUGCUGUCUUCACUUCCUCGGGCUCAGUGUUCCGUGGUUCUGCCGUGUGUGUCUACUCCAUGGCUGACAUCCGCAUGGUCUUCAACGGGCCCUUUGCCCAUAAGGAGGGCCCCAAUUACCAGUGGAUGCCCUUUUCUGGGAAGAUGCCCUACCCACGGCCUGGCACGUGUCCCGGUGGAACCUUCACUCCAUCCAUGAAGUCCACCAAAGACUACCCUGAUGAGGUCAUCAACUUCAUGCGCAGCCACCCGCUCAUGUACCAGGCCGUGUACCCUCUGCAGCGGCGGCCCCUGGUGGUCCGCACGGGGGCUCCCUACCGACUCACCACCGUCGCUGUAGAUCAGGUGGAUGCAGCUGACGGGCGCUAUGAGGUGCUUUUCCUGGGCACAGACCGCGGGACAGUACAGAAGGUCAUUGUGCUGCCCAAAGAUGACCAGGAGGUGGAAGAGCUCAUGCUGGAAGAGGUGGAGGUCUUCAAGGAACCAGCACCUGUUAAGACCAUGACCAUCUCUUCCAAGAGGCAACAACUGUAUGUGGCCUCAGCUGUGGGUGUCACGCACCUGAGCCUGCAUCGCUGCCAGGCAUAUGGUGCUGCCUGUGCUGACUGCUGCCUCGCCCGGGACCCCUACUGCGCCUGGGAUGGCCAGACCUGUUCCCGCUACACAGCAUCCUCCAAGAGGCGGAGCCGUCGCCAGGAUGUCCGGCACGGGAACCCCAUCAGGCAGUGCCGUGGAUUCAACUCGAAUGCCAACAAGAAUGCCAUGGAGUCGGUGCAGUAUGGCGUGGCAGGCAGUGCCACCUUCCUGGAGUGCCAGCCACGCUCACCCCAAGCCACGGUCAAGUGGCUUUUCCAGCGAGAUCCUGGUGACAGGCGCCGAGAGAUUCGUGCUGAGGAGCGCUUCCUGCGCACAGAGCAGGGCUUGCUGCUCCGUGCCCUGCAGCUCAGCGACCGAGGUCUGUAUUCCUGCACAGCCACUGAGAACAACUUCAAGCACAUUGUGGUGCGGGUACAGCUGCACGUGCUAGGCCGAGAAGCCGUCCACGCCGCCCUCUUCCCGUCACUGGCCGUGAGCGCCCCACCACCUCCGGGUGUGGGACCUCCCACGCCUCCUUACCAGGAGCUGGCCCAGCUGCUGGCCCAGCCAGAAGUGGGCCUCAUCCACCAGUACUGCCAGGGCUACUGGCGCCAUGUUCCUCCCAGCCCACGGGAGGCCCCUGGGGCACCUAGACCACCAGAGUCCCAGGACCAGAAAAAGCCCCGGAACCGUCGGCACCACCCUCCGGACACCUGAGGCUGGCUGCUCCUGCCCCAUGAGGGGCCACCCAGCCCCCAUCCCUUUUAAUAUAAAAGAUCUAUAUAUAUAUAUAUAAAUAUAUAAAAUAUCUAUAUUCUAUA